Messenger RNA from Blepharisma stoltei, 537 nucleotides. The record is from the annotation of a GenBank genome assembly. Lineage: Eukaryota; Ciliophora; Heterotrichea; Heterotrichida; Blepharismidae.
AUGAUAAUCAAGACCAUCUUAAUUUUGGUUUGGGUUUCGAUUAUUUAUUUUAUCUUAAGUGUCGGUGGUGAUAUUCUAGACAGAGCUCCUGCUGAAAAUUGCGAUUAUUGUGCUAUAGCUAACAACACAAUCCCCAAGCGAAAAUUUUAUGAAUCAGAAGAAAUCGUUGCCUUCAAUGCUCCUGAGCCAAGCUGCAAAAGGCAUUACUUAAUAACUCCAAUAGAGCACAUAAAAAAUGUUCAUUCUUCAGAAGUCACAUGUGAGCUCAUAAACUCAAUGCAAAAAGUUUGCUUGGAUUUAUUAGAAAAUCAUAAUCGAGAAAAUCUCAAAAAUAGAAUAUUUUUCGACAACCCUCCAUUUUACAAUGUAAAACACUUACAUCUGAACUGCAUGGGCUGCGAUAAAAGUGAUGAGUCUCCAUUCUCCUUUAGAUUUUACAGCAAUAUUUUUAGCGAGCUCGCAUCUCCUGACACCACACAAAAAUGCCAAGAUUCCAGCGUAUUUACAAAUAAUACUAACACUAACAAAGAUUUAUAA